Molecule: messenger RNA, 1266 nt
Organism: Gadus macrocephalus (Pacific cod)
Lineage: Eukaryota; Metazoa; Chordata; Actinopteri; Gadiformes; Gadidae
Product: putative nuclease HARBI1
Source: RefSeq, a predicted model, not a curated record
GAGGCGUUAGUCUAGCCGGAGAUCGGCUACUUAAAUCGGCGUGCGCAGCUUCCUAGCCCCUCCUCCGACAAUGGCGUCACCAUUUUUGGGUGUUACCGUGGACCUCGGCGCACGUAUCGUACAGGCGUCUCUCCGGAGACAGAGGGUUUUUCGGGACAGAACUGAUCCCUUGGCAUUUUCUGACAAUCUUUAUGAGAGAUACAGAUUCUCAGCAGAGGGUAUUCCUUAUCAUCGACCUUGUGUAGGCAAUGCGACACAAAGAAGCCGUGCCCUUACUGUUGCGCAGUGUGUCUGUGUUUCCCUGCGAUUUUUUGCCACGGGCACAUAUUUACAUGCAGUUGGUGAUGCAGAACGUAUUGGAAAAAAUACGGUGUGCCGUGCUAUACACAAGGUUGUAGCUGCGCUCAAUAUUUUGCUCAAUAUGUUCGUGGCGUUUCCCAGCUUCUUGCCAAGUCAAAUUGUCAAGGAAGGAUUUUACACACUUUCAGGAUUCCCCAAACUGAUAGGAGCAAUUGACUGUACGCAUGUCCCAAUCACUGGACCUUUAGGGGAAAAUGAGGCUGACUUUGUAAACAGAAAGUCAACCCAUAGCAUCAAUGUGCAGAUGACUUGUGACCAUCAAGUCAUUGCAUCCAGUGUGGAUGCGAAAUGGCCUGGCUCGGUCCAUGACUCCCGUAUUUUUCGGGAGUCAAGUCUUUGCCGACAGUUUCAGCAAGGCCGUUAUGAUGGAAUUCUUGUUGGGGACAGAGGGUAUGCCUGCAUGCCGUUCUUAAUGACACCAUACGGCGACCCACAGAGUGAAUCGGAGACACGGUUCAACAGGGCCUUAAGCACAUGCCGGGUGAGGAUCGAGAUGACCUUUGGAAUUAUCAAGGCCCGCUGGAACUGCCUCCGUGGUUUGAGGGUCAAGCCGGAGAGAGGAAGCCAAAUUAUCACGGCAUGUGUGGUGCUCCACAAUAUAGCAACAAUUCGCAAAGAGAGAGCCCCACAUGUGCUAUUGGUGGCAGAUGAUGUGGUGGACCCCAUCACGGUGGAUCAUCCCACAGGAACGGCGGUCAGACGGGCCAUCGCUAACCAGUUUUUUGGUUCGUUUUUUUGUUUUGUUUAGUUUCCCUCUUGGAAGGAUGCGUUUGUUUCUUCUUUUUUUUUUAGGGCUGGGCUAGUCAACGCGUUAAUUACGCGAUUUAUUUAACGGAAUUAUUCCAAAUGGAAGCACGUUCUCUUUUGGAGCCUGUUUUUUCCCAUUUAGAUUUUCCAAGGUCUUGC